GCCGGGCCCACAGAGACACUGGGGGUGGAGCUGGCUCCGUCCCCCACUGCACUGCCUCAAGCAAUCAGCCUGAAACCAAACCAGCUGCCGUCAGUUCACUCCAACUCAGGAGGACCCCAGUCCCAAUGAACAACUCUGCUUCAGAGACCCGUGGACACCUCCACAGUGCCUCCUCACCGUCGGAACGGGCAUUCGCAAUGCCUCUGCCCAGGAAGGCCCCCCUCAAUACCCCUGGCACCCCUAUCCUUGAAGACUUUCCGCAGAACGAUGAUGAGAAGGAGCGACUGCAGCGGAGGCGCUCCAGGGUCUUCGAUUUGCAGUUCAGCACGGACUCGCCUCAUGUGCUGGCCUCUCCCUCCAGUAGGAGUAUUGACAGUUCAGUUACAAUCUCCAAGUUUACAAACACACAGAUAACAGAGCAUUACUCCACCUGUAUCAAAUUAUCCACAGAAAAUAAAAUCACUACCAAGAAUGCUUUUGGCUUGCAUUUGAUUGAUUUUAUGUCAGAGAUUCUUAAACAGAAAGACACCGAACCGACCAACUUUAAAGUGGCUGCUGGUACUCUGGAUGCCAGCACCAAGAUCUAUGCUGUGCGUGUUGACGCAGUUCAUGCCGACGUGUACCGAGUCCUUGGGGGACUGGGCAAAGAGACCCCGGAAGAGGAGGGCCACGAUGCAGAUGCAAGUGCUACCGAAGUGGGAACAAGCAAAAAGGCGCCGAAGCCAAAAAAGAAGCACUCAUACAAAACCAUUGAGCAGAACCUUAACAACCUCAACGUCUCCGAAGCAGAUCGGAAGUGUGAGAUUGACCCCAUGUUUCAGAAGACUGCAGCCUCCUUCGAUGAGUGUAGCACAGCAGGGGUGUUCCUCUCUACCCUCCACUGCCAUGACUAUAGAAGCGAGUUGCUUUUUCCUUCUGACCUGCAGACUCUAUCCACCAGAGAACCUCUUGAGUUUCCUGAUUUAGGUUGGGUGGAAAUGACAGAUUUAGAAGCCCCCUUGCAGCAGUGUGCAGAGGACCGCCAGAUCUGCCCCUCCCUGGCCGGCUUCCAGUUUACUCAGUGGGACAGUGAGACACACAAUGAGUCUGUGUCAGCCCUGGUGGACAAAUUUAAGAAGAACGACCAGGUAUUUGAUAUGAACGCCGAGGUGGAGGACAGCGACUGCGGAGACUGCCCUGAAGAGCCCCCAGAGGACGACUUCUAUGCCAACGAUGAAGCUGACCACGCCACAGUUGGCAAUCAGGAAGAGUUCAGGAGCUGGAAGGAGCCCUGCCAGGUUCAGAGCUACCAGGAAGAUGUCAUUCCCCUUGGGGACGGAGACAUUGGGACCAUGUGCCCCCUUCUGUCCAUGAAACCUGGAGAAUAUUCCUAUUUCAGUCCCCGCACCAUGUUGAUGUGGGCUGGCCCGGAUCAUUGGCGCUUCAGACCGCGACACAAACAAGAUGCUUCCUCAAAACCAGAGAACAAAAAGAAGAGUGCGAAGAAAGACUUUGAAAUUAACUUUGAAGAUGAUAUUGACUUUGAUGUGUAUUUUCAAAAAACAAAGGCUGCUACUAUUCUGACCAAGUCCACUUUGGAGAACCAGAAUUGGAAGUCCACAACUCUUCCCACAGAUUUCCACUAUGAGACUAAUAACCUUGUCCAGCUGCACCUCAAGCCAGGCAUCAGGUUACUUAAGUUGGCCCAGGACCAGAAGACAGGAACUGAGCAAUAUGAAGAAAUUGGAGACUAUGAUUACAAUAACCCUAACGACACAUCCAACUUUUGCCCUGGGCUACAGGCUGCUGACAGUGAUUACGAAGAGUCGGAUGACUUAUUCGUGGGACCUACUGGGGCCUUUGACCUCACACUUUAUCCUGGCCAUCCACCUAAGACAAUGCAAGAAAAUAACAAUGCCCCCGAAGUCCAAGGACUAGACAUCGUGACCUAUGGGGAGUCGAAUCUGGUAGCUGAGCCUCAGAAGGUAAAUAAAAUUGAGAUUCAUUAUGCCAAGACUGCCAAAAAGAUGGACAUGAAGAAGCUGAAGCAGAGCAUGUGGGGUUUGCUGACAAAGUUCUCAAAGAAGCAAGUGGACGCAGAGGCAAACCACAGUGAGAUGGAAAAAGAAGGGGGCCUGGAGGAGGUGGCUGAUGAGAAGCUGUUCAGUGGGCUCACAAAGGACCUGAAGAAGAGCCUGCCUCCCCUCAUGGCCCAGAACCUCUCCAUACCUUUGGCCUUUGCCUGUCUCCUACAUUUAGCCAAUGAAAAGAACCUGAAGCUGGAAGGAACUGAGGACCUUGCUGAUGUUCUCGUGAGGCAAGGGGACUGAGUUCCCUGCAGAGAAGACAGUAGAAGGAGACCCAUCUCUUCUCAGUGACCUGGGCACAUAUGCUCUGGUGGAGGAAGGAGCUGUGUGGACUUGUGGCCAGGCUCUGGCCAAUGCCUGGAGCCUGCAUGUUCUCUUCCCUUCUCCAUCGCAGCCUGGGAGCCAGCACCUUGACUCACUGUCCUUGAUUAAAGUUUUCUGCCCUUCCUGGGUGUCAUGAUCACCCAGGAAGGAGGUGGCCAGAGGCAGGAGAGGGCAAGAAAACGUCUUGAAUAUGGACACCUAUUUCCAUUCUGUGUGUCAAAAUACAUUGUGUGCAUGCUUAUAAAUGUGUGUGUAAUACUUAAAAUUCUGAACGAUAUACCUGGCACAACAUGAGUAUGAGAUAAGUAUUAGACCUGGCCCUUGCCCUUGCUUGCUAGACGAGACACCCCCGUGCCAGUGUAAGGCGGGAAAUACUCAAGUGCUGGCGGGAUGCGCCUUGCAGGGGAGAGGAGGAAGAAGUCACUGGCUGGAGAUUCAGAUUUCAAGGUUGUCCCUGUUCACAUACCUAGGAAUCCUGCUAGAUGGUGACGGUGCUCAUAGCUGCUAGCCUUCCCCAAGUGCCCGCCGAGUAUCUCCUGGGAACUGCUUCCUUCAGCCUUCCCAGCAACCCCACGAGACACUGUUAUCACUCCCAUUUGACAGAAGCGAAAACAGGUAUACGAAGGUAAAGUAACGGGCAUAAGGACAGACAGCUAAUGGCCUUGAGCCCGGUAAUUCUUCUCCAGAGCCUUUGUUCUUGGCCCCUGUUCCAUGUGCUGCUCAAACCGCAGGCUCAGUAAUGAAGAGCAAAGGCUCAGAGAGAUUCGCCCAGCCCCACAGACCCACCGCACCCACAGCGGCAUAGAAUUCUUCCCAUAACCUGAGGGGAACGGGGUGCAAAGAGCACCAAACUGCAGAGUCAGAGCCAGCAUCUCCCCAAGGCUGCCCUCACUUCAGACAACAGCCACAAGUUCAGGGCUAUCCCAGGCCACCCUCACUCCAGACUAGCUGGCUACAGGUUCCAUAACUGGCUAAGAAGACUCACAGAACUGGCUGAUGUGUUAUACUCACAGGGAAAGGAUGCAAACUAACCAGCCAGAGGAAGGGACAUGUGAGCAGACUGUGGGAGGGCCCAAGCAGGGAGCUUCCGUCGUCCUCCCCCGUGGAGGCCCGGCUGCUGCUCUCUUCCUUUUUCCUUGUCCUCUUGGGUUUAUACCUGUCUUCUCUACUGUCAUUCUAUUGUAGUCAAGGAGGAGAAAGCUCAGCUUGUAAGGUCACUCGGCCAUCUUUAUCUGAAAAUGCUAUGUGAUUUUUUUUUUUUUAUAUACUUUUUAUCAUGCUUUAAGUGAAAGUUCACAAAUCAAGUCAGU
Molecule: messenger RNA, 3700 nt
Organism: Loxodonta africana (African savanna elephant)
Lineage: Eukaryota; Metazoa; Chordata; Mammalia; Proboscidea; Elephantidae
Gene: NCAPH
Product: non-SMC condensin I complex subunit H
Exons: 18
Coding region: 126-2309 (727 amino acids)
Biological process (GO): mitotic chromosome condensation
Cellular component (GO): condensin complex
Molecular function (GO): chromatin binding
Source: RefSeq, a predicted model, not a curated record